UGACUUCAAAGUCGCAGGUGGUGAUCUGUUGGUUUCGGUGCUUGAGAAGCUGGCACCGAUCGCUUUUUCUCCGAUCCACCGAGCGCUGUGUGGAGACCGGACGGCCGUGUGGACGGAUGGAACUCAGGCGUUGGAAGAAGGGCGAGUGGGUUUGUGUCCGGCGAGAUGGACAACUCAGGAACGGACAGCUUGGGGAGAGCGCAGGUGGACCCCACUUUGAUGCUGGGUGGAAAUGGAUGCUGGAGAGUCUUUGACGUGGUCCGGGUCAUGAGUCAUGGGUAAAAAAAACAGCAAACAUGGGUUGGUUUCAGCGUACUUUCAUAUCUUUCAUACAGUCAGGUCAACAUGUAUGAAAAGGUGUGGGCAAAGUAUAUAGGAAUUCUUCACUCUGGGAGGGUGAAGCCAUUUCAUGGCCUGUUGGCAAACAUCUUGCUCGUGAGCAUAUAGUUAUAAGCAAUCUAUUUGUCACUGGUGAUUUUCAACACAAGCUUGUGGGUGCCAUGGCCAGCCAUGCCACAAGCUUGAAAAACAGAACACUUCAAGCAGAAUGGCUUUGGCAGGGAGCCGCCCCCUCGGCUCCUUGUGUGGCCUACUGACUAUUUGGAUCUAUUUAAUCUAUUUGGUUAAACGCACCAGUUUGUCUGAAAGCACUCCUCGGACUUCACGGUUCACAUGCCUCAAUAAAUUGGUUUGAGGUUCCCAAGCUGAGAAGUCGGACCACCGUUCUGAACAGGACUAGAGGGUUCUUGGGUUCUUGGCGGUUCCGCGAAGGCAGUAGCUGCAGCAACCAUCAGAAACACAUCCGAUCAGUUGAGGUGGUGGUGGUGCCAGGGGGGUCUGUCUGGGGUGGCAGUCCUUCCUGGCAGUCCCAUGGCCAGGUCGUGUCUGGGGGAGGGUUCGCUACUUCGAAAGAAGCCUCCAGGUCCAUCCCCUUUAGACAAGUCUCCUCCGUUUGGAUGACUUCACCUUCGUUUCAUCUCCUCUUUUGGACUCCUGGUGCUCCUGGUACAAAAACCGGACCCUCUGAGUGAAAGAACCUGAGUGAAACCACCUGUGACUGAGUCUCAGCUGGGUGCCACACCUCAGCUUUCUGUCCGAAAAGCUCUGGGCGCUGCUUUCAGGAGGUUCGCUUCUGUGGAGCCUGGGAGAAGAUGGAAUCCAUCCACCGGAGAUACCUGAAGAAGUUUCAUUCAUGGGAAGAGGGUGAGGACGUGGAGAUCCACGAUGGUUCAGGCGGCCCACCCCGAGCAGCGGUGGUGAAGGAAAACUUCGACGCCCGCGGGAAGAAGGACCUCUCGGAACUUCUGGUGAAGGUGGCUUGGACGAGCUCCGGCAGCACGGCCGUCGCCUUCAAGCGGGUCGCAGGGCGCAAGGAUGAAGCACAAGGCAAGCCGGAGGAGGCCGAGGUGGCACCCCCUCGAGCGCAGGCGAAGCGCCGAGCGGCUGUGAUCGAAGUGGUCGACGACGACGGCGUCGAGAGCGGUGGCGGUGCCGCGGAAAACGUGGUGAAAAGAACACGUUUUGCGGGCCCCCGCAUCAGCACGCGCUAUAGUCGCCAGAACCCCAAACCCGCCAUGACGCGACGCCACUGCGAUGCAGUGACGCGACUGCGAGACAACUGGAGCAAGCGAAAACGUGCAGUGCUGACGGCACUCGUUGAUUCAGGUGCUGACAUUCUUGGCUUGCAAGAAGUGAAGCCAGAUCAACUGCAAUUUCUGGUUUCUUCUCUUCAAUCACAUGGAUAUCAGCACGUCGGUGUGGGUCGAGGGAAGGAUGGCGAUGAUGAAGCCAGCCCAAUUUUCUUCAAGGAGGAUGUCUUUGAUCUUCUGAAACAUGACCAGCGCUGGUUGUGUGAGACUCCUUCCGUCCCUGGAUCGAAGCUGCUGGAUGCUGGGUGUCCUCGAAUCGUGACGGCGGCGCUGCUGGAAACCAAAGCCUCCCAGGAACGGUUCUUUGCCUUCUGUUGCCAUUUGGACCACCGGGGCAUGGAUCGUGCGGCUUUGCCCUUCUCCGCUGGGCUUCAGAUCCAAGCAAAGCAGGCAGAGAUCUUGCUGGACCAGGUCGAUGCUUUUUGCGAUGUGUCGUCCAGCACCUCAGAGCUGGGCGUCGCCGUGGCGCCGCGGGUGAUUUUGGGUGAUUUCAAUUCCUGGCGGAAUGCAGGAGCUCAUCUGGAAGCCUCCAGCGACUCGUCAAAAAGCUGGAUCGAUGGACAGCCCACCUUCACAGGCUUCCGCUCGGGACCGCUUUGGCGACGACUCCUGGAGAGGUUCCUGAGCGUUCAGAUCGACUGGAUCUUCGCUAAGGGCCACGUGACUCUAUCGAAGUAUGAGGUUGGGCCCGGCAGCUACAUGGCCAGUGAUGGCAGAACUCGAAAUCUCAGUGAUCACCUGAUGAUCGCAGCUGAUGUUUGCUUGCAACCUGAUGCUGCUUAG
Molecule: messenger RNA, 2432 nt
Organism: Durusdinium trenchii
Lineage: Eukaryota; Dinophyceae; Suessiales; Symbiodiniaceae
Source: the annotation of a GenBank genome assembly